GGCGAUAACGAAACUAGGCCACAAUCAAUUCGGCACGGGGAAAAGGAGCUUUGCAGACUCGGACCUUUGAAAUUAAAACCCGAGGUGUUUGCUGUGAGAAAAUGAAUCACUGAUAGUGUUGGCUGUUGAGAUUAAACAGAAAUGAUUUAAAGGGAUAUUUUUAACUGCUUUUGCAGAAACGACCCCCCCCCCCCACACACACACCUUUCUCUCUACGACGGCUGGACACGGAGCUUCGAGACAGCAAAAAAUCAGCGUGUGCGCACCGACACACAGCAAGCAGGGAAAACAACCCCCGUGUCUUCGUCAGUUCACCGGCCAAUGGUUGUUUUUCCCUGAAUAGAGGGCUUUAGUAGAGACAGGCUGGCAUCGAGGAGACAUGGCAGAAUCGGAGUUACAAACCUUUACUUCUAUCAUGGACGCUUUGGUUCGCAUUAGUGUAAGUAUGACGUUCAUUAUAUUAUUUCGACCAUGUGAUCUUCAUUCCACCGGUUAUUUCACUUUACUCCACCUUCAUUUGGAUUAUUUGCCAUAUUCUACCCGAGCUAUCUGAUAGGGGUUGCGCGUGUGAUGCAGGAAUCAAAAGCUUUUACCAUUUGCCCAACAUUGGUUUGGCAUGAAUUGAAUCAAAGGGACGCUGGCGGUUCGAGCACCGUUGGUAGACAUAAAAGCUAGGCCACAAAUUGUGUUCACACAGGAGGCAAACGCUGUUGCAGAGAGAGCAGGGGGGCUCUUGAUGGUCAUGAAUCGAGAUAGGCUGCUAAUAUUAGCCAACAGUGACUUGUUGUAGCUUCAAAAUGCUUCACGGGCCGGACACGAUGAGAAGGCAAAGAUGAUGCACGUUGUCAUAGAAACGGGAUGCUGCGUUUAGUGGUUGGAGGAGCUGGAAAAGGGUUUACACCACCAGUACCACUGUUGUAAAACCAGGCCCACAGGCUGACACACUGGGAAAAAUGAGAGCUAUUUAUUUAUUUGUAUUGAUUUUAAGAUGCAUCAUCCCUCUGUGUGAAAGGUACCUGGUUAGCAAACGAUGGCAUCCUGUGCUAGAGCAACCAAUUCUACACCCUUAUGUUUCAAGCUAGAGGAAUCCAUUUUUACUGAGAGAAAGACCAGCAAACACCUGAACUAAAGGGGCAUUAGUAUUUAACCCUAGAACACUAAAAUUAGUAACACCAUCACUAUCACCGGGUGAUUUUUACCCGAAAUAAUAUACCCAAGAAAAAGUACUUGUCAUCAAAAUAUAUCAAAAUAGGACAAAACAUGACAAAUUAAAGUAGUUUCCUUUUAUUUUUAACUGUGCAAUGUCCAAAUGAAGGAACAAAAAGUGCCAUGAGGGGUAAUAUAAAAAUGCAACAAAAUAACUGAAAUUAGGCAUUCAUGAACAAAAAAUUCAUUAAAAAAGUAUAUAUAUAAACUGUAAAGUUAGUUUCUUUUCCACCCAUUCCUGGAGCAUGUGAGUCUUCCCUGGUGAAGACUCAGGGUCCUUGGCACAAUAACAGCUGCAGGAGAGAGAACCAAAAUAUUGCAUAUUUUGAGUGAGUAAAAAUGACCAGCUGACUAAAAUAUUUCUUAUCACCAUAUGAAUUCUCUUAAAAAUCACUACUUUGCGAUAGUUAUUCAUAACCACUGCACAAAAUAAAGAUAGCAUGCAAAUUCCAGGACCACUCUUACUGACCUUAUUCCCUAUAUGCAGCUAUCAAAUCCACCCAAACCUACUUUACCCUCUAUCACUAUUGCUGGGUGAAAAUCAUCCGAACAUGUGCCUGUAGGAAAAAGCAGGUUUUGGAUCAGGGAAACAAAUAUGCCUUCAAAGAUGUCAAAGGCAAUGCUGAAGCUACCCAGGGAGCCAUGAUACUCAGACAAACGCAACAUAAUGAAAAUCACGUAAACAUGUUUGGUCGGGUGAAAAUUCUCUGUAUCCAACUCUAUGUGGUUGUCUCCUGCAGCUCCCAGACUCGCUCCUGACUCCUACACGUCUCAUACACAUUUUUAGGUCACAGGAGGCUCAGAGAAAAAGAAGCAGUGCAUCUUUUGUUUAUUAUAAUGACUCAGCCUUUACCGGCUCUGACUCCUCACUUCUCUUCUUGAACCUCUGCAGUCCAACAUGAAGAGCAUGGAAAAGGAGCUGCAUUGCCCGGUGUGUGAUGAAAUGGUGAAGCAGCCUAUCCUCCUGCCUUGCCAGCACAGCGUGUGUCUGCUGUGUGCAGCUGAGGUGUUGGUACAAAGAGGUUAUCCUCCUCCAGACCUUCCUCCAGAGCCCAACUCACCUGCCUCAACGCCCAACUCCCGCUCUCCACGUCAGGCACGAAGACCGGCACCCAGGACCCCUGACCGCUUGGAGCGUGUGCUCAGAACAGGUAAGGAGGGUUUUGGGAAUGAAUAUAUGCAAAGGUGAGCAAGGAGAAUCUGAAUGAGCUCAGCAAUAUGUCACCUAAAAGUGACAUCAUACAUAUAUAUUGAAUAAGAUGAUAGCAUGUAGCUUAUACUGAUGAGUCAGAUUUAUGAGUUCAUCUGAUGACUUAUUCAAGCGCAUGCAGGGGCCAAAUCUGGUCAGGCAGAGUCAGUGAUUUGAGCAUUUGUUAUGCAGGUGAGAUUUUUAGAGUUUGCAAUCCAAUAGUCUUUCCCACAACACACUUCACAUGUGUCUGAGCUUUUUAUAAAUAAAAGUUAGAGAGAAAGAGAAUUCUGCUUUUAGACGUUCAUCAUGGGGCUUUUAUGUUUUUUUUGUAGUAGUAGUUGUUGUUUAUUCAGUCACGACAACACCAAAUAUUCAGUCACGACAACACCAAAUAUUUUACACAAUAUUGACAAGAAUCAUGUGUUGAAUAUUGACUGGAAAGGCAUAGACAGAAGCAGACUGCUUAUAAAAGCCUAUCCUGUAUUGUCAACUUUUUUAGGCUACCGACCUCCAGAAAAGCAAAGAAACCACAACAACAGAUAAUUAAUCGCACUUAUAAGCUUCAAAAAUAGCUUUACAAACCAUUUUCUUAAAAAACAAAAAAGAAUGACAUGUUUUUAGAUCUAUGUUGGCAUCAUUCCAGAGUUUAACUCCAGUAAUGGAGACACAUCUCUUUUUCAUACCUUUUUUAGCUUUUUGUUCAGUAAAUUUGUAAACACCUCUGAGAUUAUGUGGACCGUCCUGAAUUGAAAAGAACCUCUGUAUUGAGUCAGGGAGCAUUUUUGAUUUUGCUCUAAAUAUAAUUUGCAUUAUUUUAUCAUAAAACAGAUCAUAAAAUUUCAUAACAUGAGAAUUUAGAAAAAGUGGCUCCGUAUGAUCAUAGUAAUCAGUCUUAUAGCUCAUUUUUGCAGUUUUAUUAUUGAAUAUAUAGUGGUUUUAAAGGUGGAGCCCCGCAGUUCCACACAGUUAGAUAUGUAGGGAACAAUCAAUGAGUAGUAGAUCAAAUGCAAAGCCUUUGAAUUCAAUACUUUUCUAGAUUUGUACAGGAUUGCAAGUGAUUUUGAAAUUUUCCCUUUAAUGUAUUCAAUGUGUUGUUUCCAUGUUAACUUUUGAUCUAUUAACCCCAAGAAAUUUAGUCUCAGUAACUCUUUAAAUGUCAACAUUACAGAUUCUUAAUUUAACAUUACAAUCACUUUCAUUUAGAUUCCCAAAAAACAUCAAUUUUUUUUUUUUUUUUUUUUAAUAUUUAAAGAUAAUUUAAUGGCAUCAAACCAAGUCUUGAGAUUUUCCAGCUCCAUUUCUACACAACACAAAAGUUCCUUUAAAUUCUCACCAGAGCAAAACAAAUGGGUAUCAUCUGCAAAUAUGACAUAUCUAAAAAGGUCUGUUACAUUGCAGAUGUCAUUGAUAUCAAGAAUGAGGAUGUGACAGUGGAUGGAGUAAAAACCAGGAGAGACAGAAGAGAGUGACAUAAGUAAAAGAACCCGCAGGUUGGAAUCGAACCUGUGCCACCUGCUUGAGGGCUACAGCCUCUGUACAUGGGGCGGGCAGUUAAAUAAAUAGGUCAGACAGGCUUCCUAGGAUUCUCCUUUUUACAUUUUCCAGUGUCUCCAUGCUUACCUUUUCCUCCCUACUUGUCUCUAUUCAUGUCUCGUUUUACUUCUCAUUCCCACUCCUCUACACCUGUGCCCUUUUCCCAGUGUGCGGCACAUACCCGGGGCGGAGACGGAGGGACGCCGCCCCUCCCCCCAUGCUGUUCCCGUGUCCUUCCUGUCAGGAGGAUGUGGAGCUUGGAGAGAGAGGCCUGACAGACUGCCUCCGUAACCUCACCCUGGAGCGCAUCGUGGAGAGGUAUACAUGUGCACAAACACACUUGGUAUGCACCGUAACACACAUUCACAGAUUAAAUAGACAACUGCAAACAAAGAAAAACAGCACACUAGCAGUAAUUCAAGAAAAUAAUCAGAAAAUACCUUUUAGCAGUCAUGCAUGCAUUAAGGAAAUGUAGUAAAUGAAGUGUGCGAUCAAUACUUCCUUAUAUAUAAGACAGAAAAUCAAUUAUUGGAAUGACUUUGGAAAAUGAAUCUUUCCUCUAGUCCUGAUCCAAGGCUAAACCUGAGAGCAGACUGCAGCGACGGCUCAAAAACGCUGCAGUGUACUCCUAAAAAUCUGGAUCAGCUUCACCAAACUUUUGUUGUGUAACUUUAAAAGUGAAACACUUCUCACUAGCCUUUAAUGUUAAUCAUCCCCUUCUCUUACCAGUUCAAAUAGUGAAGAUCAAAGCGAGCGGAGCUGCUUUUGAAAAAAGAAAAAAAGGUGCACAGUGAUGGGGAGGGAGAGUGAUGGGGAGAGGCAGUUUCCCAGUUUCACACGCAGCAGUUUGAUGAGUGCAGCUGCUCCCUCCCCAGGCAGUGGUUGUGUUGUUGGUCAGGAAAGUGUGACGGUGCAUGUUUUAGUGAGCAGGAUGCACUAACAAGGCAGCUACUGGUGAUGUAUCCAGGUCAGGCUGUUAAAAAUUUCAACCCCUCACGACUGAAAGGAAAUCAGGGCAAGUUAGGAUGAGCUCAAUCUUCCUUUACUUAAGUUUGAAGCGCUCCUACUUUUUGCGUUUUUUCUGCUGCCAGGUUUGCUGUAACCCUUUCCUUAUCGCUCUGUCCCCCUGUCUGCCCUUUAGGUACAGGCACACUGUAAGUCUGGGCAGCAUAGCCAUCAUGUGUGGUUUUUGUAAGCCCCCUCAGUCUCUAGAGGCCACAAAGGGCUGUGCCGACUGCAAGUCAAAUUUCUGCAAUGAAUGUUUCAAACUCUAUCACCCCUGGGGAACUCCUCGAGCCCAGCAUGAACACAUCCUACCCACCAACAACUUUCGUCCAAAGGUUUGUCUGGUUUUGUGCUUUUGAUCAUAUGCAGUGACUUCUCUGUAUUGUUUUAGCACCUUAAUCCUUUUUGGUGCUUUAGGUCUUAACAUGCACAGAGCACGAGCAGGAAAGGAUGCAGUGGUACUGCCGUAACUGCCAGAGGUUGCUGUGCUCGCUUUGCAAGCUCCGCCGAGUCCACCAUGGACACAAAGUUCUGCCUAUAGCACAGGCUUACCAGGCCCUCAAGGUGAGUUUGCCCUCAAGUCUAUAACUACUUAGUCAAGAAGACCCUGAUGUAAGCAGCUUUGAAAGGUCAACUUUUGUUUUGUUUUUAUAGGAUAAGGUCAACAAGGAAAUGAACUUCAUUCUGGCCAACCAGGAGACGAUACAGAGUCAGAUCACUCAGCUAGAAGCUGCCAUCAAACAGAUGGAGGUGACGCAUCUUUACUGUGCUGCAAUUUUUGCGUCCUGUUUUGUUUUGUUGGUCUGCUUUGUCAGAGUAUCCGUCAUCCCACAUGGUAUCGUUUAACAUGAGCAAUAGUAUUUGUAAGAGGCUCUGACAUUAUGUGUGUUGGGUUCAACUGAAUUUGACAUAUUAGGAGGUUCGCAGGGAUACUUUCACUUAGAUGUCAAUACCGCCUUGGGCCAGAAAAACAAUCAUGACUUUUAUUUUGUAAAACAAGUUGAAUGCAGCCUGCUGACUUGGAAAUGAAUCUAUUUAAUGUUUAUUUUCUGCAAGUAGCACUUACAGUAUUACUAGAGCCUGGCUUUUCCGGGUAUUUUUGACACUGAUACUCAAAGCAGUUUUAAAGGGGAAUGAUAAUUAAUUGUGAUUACACUGGGACAUGUAGUUAAAGCUCCAGUGAGGAGUUUUGUGUUUCGGAAAUCAUAUCAUAUUAAUGCCUUUUUUAUGAUGUGCAAAAGUAAACAAGACCGUCAGUGACGUGCUUGAUUUUUUUUUUACUGUCACUGAUAAUGUUUGAAAAUUAUAUGAUGGUAGGUGUCAGCCUUGCCGCUCAAGAAAAUACCCUGUUUUGACUAUUUCCACAUAAAAUAUUCACAAUUGAUGAUGCAUUUUAAUGUCAAAAGUCAGCAAGGGGUUUGUGUCAGAAGACACAGUUUAAACACGUAGAGGACAUGAUAAGCAAAGGUUGCUUAGUCCAGAGGGAGCGCCAAGUUGGACACAAACUGAAAGUUCCUUGCAGGAGAUUUAAUUUUUUAAACAUCAGUAUUUUAUUAUGGACUAUGCACAGAUUUUAUACUCAAGUGAAAUGACUUCAAAGCUCUUUGCUUAAACAAGUAACAGCAUGUAAGGAUGAUUAAAUGAUUAUAGAUUUUCGACCAACCCUGAGGACCCUAGUUUCCUCUUCUUUAUGUGAAGCAGAUAAAUCUAAAAGUGUUUUUUUAAACAUCCUGCUUCAAAAACUGAAUGAUUGAAUUAUUUGUAGUUGUAAAAAAGUCAAUUCUGUUUACCCUAAGCUUUCAAUGCUGUGUGAUGUGUAUGAAGAUGGGUUUUAUAUAAGGGUGUUUCAGUAUAUAUCAGUGAUCAUUCUGAUCAUUAAUGUUUUAAUAAAUCAUAGGAAUUGUUCACCAGCCGAUUUAUUUCAACUACAGCUGCAACUGUGGGACCUCUUGAACCCUUUGGUUCCACUGCCACGGCACACUCAUAAUAGACUGAUAUUUUUCUGUCAUUUUCAGUCAGCAUGAACUGUCUUUGCACUCUUCUUUCAGCUCUUUCCACUCUCAGGAUUCCCCUCUCUGUCUCUCUCCAGGCUAACAGCACAGUAGCUCUGCAUCAGCUGACACACUGUAUCCGGGAGCUGGGAGCAGCUGUGGCGGAGCGUCAGGGGGCUUUGGCGCUGGCCCUGGAGGGAUCCCGCAGCAGGAGGGAGGAAGCCCUGUCUGCCCAGGUAUCAGAGAGACGAGGACUGCUGGAGCAUGCCGGGCUGAUGGCUUACACACAGGAACUGCUGAAAGAGACUGAUGCGCCCUGUUUUGUGCAAGCUGCUAGAAUCACUCACAACAGGUGCACACGACGCACACACACACACACACUCAGAGGGAAUACUGAUUAGAUAUGCCUCCCAGAAGGCCUUAUUUUUUAUCAGUUUAAAACUUUUCACCCGUGUAUCUCUUCUGCAUUCUUAUCUGGGUGUAUCUGUGUAUUUCUCUGCCCCACAGGCUGGUGAAGGCCAUAGAACACCUUCAGUGUUUCUGUCUCGCUGCUGAUCCCUGUUUCAGACAUUUUCACCUUGAUGCAGCCAAAGAGGUCAAGCACAUCCAAGGCUUGGAGUUCAUACGUGGUAUGCUGCUUUGUUUCUAAGAUGAAGGUGAAAAUAGUGCAAAAGUGCAGAUAAUGACAGUCCAUCACAGCAUGUUAUAGACUAGGGUACAUUAUUUUUUAUCCAAUUUUCCAAAACACAAUAACACACAGACUAUUGAUGAUGAUUAAUGCAUAAUGUUAUCGUACACAACAUUUUGCUUACUAUCACUAACCGUAACAGCAGGUGGUCAGAAAAAAAGAGUAAACUAUUUGAGUUGUGUGCGUCCAUAAUGACUCAGUCUGACUCAGCCUGAGACACCGCAGUAGCAUCAGAUGUCUGUCUUAUCUGAGUCUGGUUCUGCUCAAGGUUUCUGCCUGUAAAAAGGAUGUUUUUUUCCAUGAAGCUGUAACUUGUCAAGUGUUACAAUCAUGUGGAUGAAGUGGGGAUGGGAAUGAAUGGGUCUGAUGGUACAAGAUGAGGCUCAAUUGUAUUCAGCUUUUAUUAUUAUUAUUAUUUUAUUAUUAUUAUUAUUAUUAUUAUUAUUGUUGUUGUUGUUAUUAUUAUUAUUGUUUUUGUUGUUAUUAUUAUCUUUAUUGUUAUUAUUGUUGUUGUUGUUAUUAAUAUCUUUAUUAUUAUUAUUAUUAUUAUUAAUAUUAUUACUAUUAUCUUUAUUAUUAUUAUUAUUAUUAUUAUUAUAACCUUUAUUUAACCAGGUUUGUGCCAUUGAGAUUCACAAUCUCUUUUGCAACAGAGACCUGGCCAAGAACGGCAGCACAUGCAGAUAUUGUGAAAUGAGGUUAAAACAGGAUGAGUGGAACAAUGAAAAACAAUGAAAAACAGAAAAUUAUCGGAGCUUAGCACAGCCAUUGUCUGACUACCCUGCAAGAUUUAAAUAACCAAACUUCCCAAAACCACACCCUCAGUGUCGAAACCCUGGACGUACCUAUAAAUCAUAUCCUAAACAAAUAUAUUUUGCCUCCUACACAAAUAAUAAUUGAAUUUUCAAAAUUUGUUAAAAGAAUUUACAAGAUUAGUCAAACAUUUGCACUCCUGAAGCCUGAGUUUAUCAUGAAUUUGAUCUUAUGUUCGAUCUUCGUCUAGACCCGAGAUAAAUAUAAAUAGAUAAAGAUCGAGAGAUUGACUCUCAUUUGAAGUGCGUUAACACUUCCUCUCUCCAUCUUCACCACAGCCCCACUGGCUCCAGUCAUUGACACACAGAAGACUCUUGCCUAUGACCAGCUCUUCCUGUGCUGGCGCCUCCCCCAGGACUCGGCCCAGGCUUGGUAUUUCUCUGUGGAGUACCAGCGGCGAGCAGGAGGGGCUGCAGCCACAUGGGGAGGCAUCGGAUCCCCUAAUAGUACGACACCAUGGCUGCGCAUGGACGAAGUAAGAGGGACGAGUGCCGUGGUCGAUCGGCUGCAGAUGGACAGCGUGUACGUGCUCAGGGUGAGAGGCUGUAACAAAGCGGGGUUUGGAGAGUACAGUGAAGAAGUUUACCUCCACACUCCACCAGCACCUGGUGAGGCAAACAUUAAGACGUCCGUUUCUACUUUUCAUUCAUCUGUAAAUUGGUUUUCAUCCAGACAUAAGUUUUCAUUUGGACAUUUCUCCAACAUUGCCAUUUUUCAAUUAAUUGACUAAUCUUGUUUGUUUUUUGUCUCUCCAUCCCUUCAUCACCUCCUACUUGAUUUUGAUUUUUAGCUUCAGCAUCAAACUUUCCAUUUUUUGUUCGGCAUUCCAGUUUCAUCCCAGUCAGGCUCUUUCGACACCUUUCCUUCUUACUUCAGGUUUGUUCUUCACUUCAGAAAACCUCCUUACCCGUCAUUGAUUUCCUCGCUGUUGUCCAUCCCCUCAAAAAAAAAGUUCUGAAUCGAGGCAUUUGUUAUAUCUUGUAUAUCUACACUCGUUUUCUUUCCCUGAUUAUGUGAUCUCCUCCUAUUCCUUGAUAGCUUUUCCCCUUUGGUGUUCAGACUUGCUUUAGGAUCUAACCCCUCCUCCUUCUUGACUCCUUUCCAUUUUCCUCCUCACCAUCCCUUCCUCUUUUGUACUUCUCCCUUUUUCCACCUUUCCUCCUUCUGUCCUCUCAGUGUUGAGUUUCUCCUUGGACUCACGCUGGGGGCUACACGCUGACAGGCUAGCGCUGGGUAGAGGCCAAACCUACGCUCGCAGUGUGCCAGGCCUCUCCCUCCUGCAGGCUGCCGACCGCACUCUCACUUCCUGCCACUUGACCUCUGACCUGCUGGUGGCUGACUUAGCCGUCACUCAAGGCAGACACUACUGGGCGUGCUCGGUGGAACCUGGGUCCUACCUGGUGAAGGUAAGCUAGGUGAAGAAAGAUUGAUGGUCUGGUUUCACAACAGCUAGCUUUAUAUAACACGCUGAGUCAAAGCGGACAUGACUAAAGCUUUUUGGCUCUUUUUCCCUCCAUCUUUCAGGUGGGAGUAGGACAAGAGGUGAAGCUACAAGAGUGGUUUCAUCUCCCCCAGGACAUGACAAGCCCCCGGUAAGUCAGGAUUAAUUUUUUUCCCAAAAGUUUGAAGCUUUUUUUUUAAAGUUUUGAGUCUUGUAUGCCUUGUUUAGAGGAUAAGAUAGGAGACAGAGGAGGAAGCUGGAAAGAGAGUGGAUAAUUACAGUGGAUCAGCAUCAAACACGCCCCUGUAAAUGGCAUGCACAGCUUAACUGCUGAACCAUUUUUUGACAGUAAUUGAUAUUCCAAGCAACAACAGCGUGGAAAUAAAUGGAAUUUUUCACAGGGAUAUAAUUCUUGAUGUUUUAGCAGAUCUGGCUAUCCAGACUCACACAAAGAGUUAGGAGCUGAACUACCAUCGCUGUUUUCUAUUUAAAGAAACAUCUUCUGUUCACUUUUUGGUCUUCCUCGGCCAGCAGUACAACUUGUGAACACACCACCUGGAAAAAUCUGCUGCCACAGAGUUAAUGAUAAACAACAGCUGAUAAAAUUAGCCAAAGAAGUAAAGUAACAAAAGUGAGAAAUGCAGGGUCAGUAGAUAUUUGUCUGCAUGUGAUUGAUGAUUUAAGUUUAUUUUGAACAUAUUAAAAAAAUGAUAAUUAUAAAAAAGUGAAGAAUACAACAAAAAAUGAUAAAAAGUUUUCCAUUUUCAAAAAGAGUCUAGUCCCACCCCGUCUCUUCACUAAUGAUUUACAUAUAUAUCAUAAUAUUUUAUAAUAAUAUUAAUCAUCAUCAUAAUAACAGCAAUAAAAAAAUAAUGAUAAUGUUAAUAGGAACUAUGAUUGUGUUUCACAUCUAAUGGGAGACAUGAAUUAGUGCAGCUCAAAGUCUGAAAACUCAUGUUGGCCGUGCUACCAACAUCUUCUUUUUGGAAUAACAAAUACACUGAAAGCCAUUUCUUUAAGCCUCGCUCAUCUAAGUUUAGUUUUACUCUGCAAACAGGUUUUUUUACAUGAGAAAAAUGCAUGUAUUUCUUUUAUUCAUCUUUGAGAAAUAUUGAAUGUCUCCUUACACCAUGAUCACAGAUAAAACUGCACACUGUAUCCCUGCUGUGCAUGAUGUGAAAAACCAUCACUGCCAACAUUCAAAAUUGCUGCAAAUAUAGAAUUCAUCCAUGUGUAGGGAGGAUCACAGGCACAAAAAGUCUGAUUUUAAGGUGUCACAUUUGGAACAUUUUUCUAUUUCAAAGUAUAAUUGUGUUUUUUUCCCCAAAACUUUUCUUUCAUAUCUUUUUUUUUUGUGUGCAAGUGUCAAUCAAAGAUGCUCUUGUCUGCAAUAUGGAAAUCUAUCAUAGCUCUUUCCCAUUUCUAGGCUUUUCAAGUUUUUGUUUAUUAUUAAUACUUCAUUUAGAUUCAUGUAGCAUUGUUUUUUCUCUUCACUAACUUUCUUCUUCUCUCCCACUCAGCUGCGACCCAGACAGCGGCCAUGACAGUGGAGCAGAAGACGACCAGCACUCUCCCCCUUUCUGCUUCCUCACAAUAGGCAUGGGCAAGAUUCUGCUUCCUCAGGGACACAGUCACAGUCAGAGCCAGUCAGAGGGAGCCCUGCACUCCCACAGUAGCAGCCACAGUAACCUUCCUCACCAUUACACCGCUCCUCUCCCACCUCGACUCGGCGUGUGCCUAGACUGUGACAAAGGACGUGUCACUUUCUAUGACGCCCACUCGUUGAGGAUGCUCUGGGAGGGACAUUUGGAUUGUUCGGCUCCCGUGUGUCCGGCCUUCUGCUUCAUUGGCGGGGGGGCCCUGCAGCUUCAGGACCUCGUGGCCAAUCGGAUCAUUGAGGAGCCGCCACCUCGGAGGGUGACUAUCCAAACGCGUGCAACUAAUCUCAGCAAAUAAACAACAGUCCGAAGGCACUGUUCACUCAAUAUGUCUGUAGAGUUAAAGGUGGUUUAUAUUUGCCACCUAUAAUCUGAGUUUGUGGUUAAUUGCCUUGAUCCUGUCAAACUUCAACUUGAUCGAACUGUCACAGCUAAAUAUGGUUAUGUGAUUUCUUUUGAAUGUGAUUUUUUGAAAUCUGACUAUGAAAAUCUGACGUUUCUUUGCAUUUGCACUUAGCCUGGAAAUAUCAAAUUCUCCUUUUUUGGCUUUAUUUAAUCUAAUAUGUAUUCCAGCUGCUUUUUGCCUUGAUUUUGCUGUGCUCCUAAGAAAAGAGUAGCUGGAGUGAUCUUAGACUAUGCAGAAUUUUGUUGACAGGGUGAGCCAAAUGCCUUUUAAAAAGGUUCAAAAAAGUCAGUUUGCAAUGAAAAAAAAAAAGAAAGCCCUCCCUUUACUGUUGUCUGGAUUUGUUGCAGAAUUGCUGGGCAACAUGCAUUGCAUGCAAGCAAAGCUAGGAUUCAUACUAAUAUACUCUUAAUGCAGAUAACUGUCAUUCUGUAAAAGCACCUCAAAUGUACUGUAUGUCCAAUUUUAUAUCCUCAAUUUUUUAUGUAGCCUCAAAAGUGUUCACAGUAUGUAUCCAAGUGGGAACUGGAGAUGGUGAACAUAAAGUACUGUUGGCUCAUGUCAGGAUAACAUGUCUCUGAGUCUGAACAGUCCUGAGUGGCUUUUAUAGAGUCGUUGUUUUGUAUUUCAGAAAGGGAAAACUCACAGGAAACGUUACAGUUGACUCGUUUUUGAGGAGAAGAAUCACGUCUGAUUACGCUGUUUGACUCAGAAACAUGCAAGUACAGUUCAUUGUUUUACCUUUUGUGAAGAGCAGCAAAAAAGUCGAUGUCCUACAUGUGUGGCAUUAAACUUUGGUGUUUUAAUAAUUUGCACAUAAUAAUAAUAAGAUGUGACAUUUCAGAAAGUACACACUGUAAUAUGUGGAGAAAAAAGGUCUAUUUGAUGAGCUCUGGUUGACUUUCACUUUAUUUUUUUCUAUAGCUUUUUGACUUUACUUUGAAUCUCCCAGAUGCUCAUUGACUCUUAAGCUGGUUUACGGUAAUUUUGGGGAAUGUAACCGCAAAAUUCUGUAUCGUUUCAAUGCAAGAAAUCGUCACAAUAUUUUCGAAUCUACUUGCUCUGUGUGCAUUUUGAUAUAAGAUAUGAUUUUCUGGUGUGUGUAUGUGUGUGUGUGCGUAUGUGGGCUCUGGCUGGGACUUUGAUGCUUUCAGUUGUGUGUGAUUCCUGCCUUGAAUGACAUGUCUAACCUCCUCUGCUUGUGUUUCAGCACAUGAAUGAGAUUAGACUGUAGCAUCCCAGAAAUCAGACUCUUCAUUUAGACUUAGCCUCACAGGCCGAAUGUUUCUUUGAUGUCAUAUAAGAAAACAAUAAAUAAAUGAUGGAUGACCAUUAAUUCGACUCAGUUUC
Molecule: messenger RNA, 13280 nt
Organism: Xyrichtys novacula (pearly razorfish)
Lineage: Eukaryota; Metazoa; Chordata; Actinopteri; Labriformes; Labridae
Source: the annotation of a GenBank genome assembly